Molecule: messenger RNA, 885 nt
Organism: Ochlerotatus camptorhynchus
Lineage: Eukaryota; Metazoa; Arthropoda; Insecta; Diptera; Culicidae
Exons: 3
Coding region: 1-885 (294 amino acids)
Source: RefSeq, a predicted model, not a curated record
AUGGUCCUAUUAGCGAGCCGCUUGGACGCCGGCGGUAGCAUCCUGGUCGUUGUAGCGGCAGCUCUAGUGGUUGCAUUUUGGCACACGUCCGCGGUGGUGAGUGGAGAUUACCCGCGUGACGUCGAGUUGAUUGAACCAGUUACAGAAGCAGCAGGAACAACAACAACAACAAUGGCAACGACGACGACCAUGACGAAGAAGCAUCGGCGAGGCAGCUACAACAAUGCAUUCCGCCACUCGGUAAGCUACUAUCCAAGCUACGUGAAAGGUGAAGACCCGGUCGAGGAGUAUAAUCGCCGGAGGUUGCAUGUGGACACGUCCGACUAUGUGAAGAGCGCUGAGCUAGCGUUUUCCGAUGACGAAAGAAGGAAGUUGUUGGAGGAAAGUUUACACUCGAUUCGCCUAAAGUAUGCCAAACAAAGUGAUGGAAACGAAAACAAGAAAAAAGAUAAGAUGGUUACGAGUGGGAAGAGUUCUAAAAAAUCUAAGAAGCGACGAAAAGUUAGGGAUCCUAUUAAAAGAAGGUGGAGUGGUGAAUCGGUUGGGGUUGCUAACGGAAGUGACUUGCAUGCGCUGGCGGCAAUGGCUUAUCCGAAGCGAUAUGAAGAAUCCGAUCCUGAUGUGUUUUCUUACGAACGGUCAACGGACGACAAUCGAAGGGAGGGUGGUAGUUUGCCCAAGGACACGAAAUAUUUUCAGGACACCUACUGCGAACAAAAAUCGCCCCUGGAAUUGGAAUUUGGCCACCUAUACGAGACUCACGAUGGCUGGGAGGAAAGAUACGAAAGGCAGGACCACAAGAAACACAGACAUCAGGGAAAAGUAAAAUGGGCCGAUAAGAACGGAGGCUUCGGUGAGCACUACUGGGACUUCAACCACGUCUGA